Messenger RNA from Limanda limanda (common dab), 2421 nucleotides. RefSeq names its product anoctamin-9-like. The record is from RefSeq and is a predicted model, not a curated record. Bases 40 to 2376 code for a protein of 778 amino acids. The transcript is spliced from 24 exons. Gene Ontology annotation, biological process: chloride transmembrane transport. NCBI's taxonomy places the organism in Eukaryota, Metazoa, Chordata, Actinopteri, Pleuronectiformes, Pleuronectidae. Gene Ontology annotation, molecular function: protein dimerization activity; chloride channel activity. Gene Ontology annotation, cellular component: plasma membrane.
CGUUUUCGCCUGUGAAAGAACUGUGCAACAACCUCCGACAUGUUCUUCAAGACUCCCGAGGUAGGCUUUGAGCUAUGGGACAGACAAAAGGAUGGAACUGAGCCUUUACUUUCUUUAAAGCCCACCCACAGGACAUUUGAUUACGUACUAGUUGCCCAGAAGGAGGACGAUGACACCCAUCAAAAAGCUCAGAGACAAAGGGCCUUCAUCGAGCAGCUUGAGAAGAAAAGCAUCACCGUAACUAGGAUUGUUCAUGAUGACAAAGUGUUUUUUGGCUUGCGUGCUCCAAGUGAGAUAUUUGAAGACUACCAGUAUCUCCUAAAGGUCUCUGACUCUUGCAACUGGUGUGGAGAUUUGAGCAGGGCUGUCACCCAGGCUACCAGAAUCAGAAUUGUCGAUUUCAUUCUUCAUCAGACCUUUAUCAACACAGGGGAGAACUUGAAGGAGCUGCUGAUGAAAGAUGUUUUUGAAACUAUAUUCUGCCUUCACGAGAGAAAGAAGCAGCAACAACUGAAGAGAGAGUGGGCUCGAUGGUCGGGUCUGUUUAAAGGACAACCAGUUAACGACGUCAAAUGUUACUUUGGAGAGAAGGUGGCUCUGUACUACCUGUGGCUAGGCUGGUACACCAAGCUGCUGGUUCCAGCUGCUGCUCUGGGUGUUGUGGUGUUCCUAUAUGGACUUGCCUUUUUCAACACCAACCCUCUCAUUAAGGAAGUGUGUAACUCCAGCAUCAUCAUGUGUCCUCGCUGUGACAACAGGUGUACUGUGUGGCAACUGUCAGACACCUGCGCCUAUGCUAAGGUCAGUCAUCUAUUUGACAAUGACGGCACUGUGGCUUUUGCUAUGUUCAUGGCAAUCUGGGCUACUCUGUUCCUGGAGCUUUGGAAGAGACAUAGAGCCAGACACGUUUCUCAGUGGAAUGUCUAUGACUGGUGUGAAGAUGAGGAAGAGCUGAUUCUGGAAAUAGUCAACAAUCCAGACUGCAAUCCCAAACAGUUCAGACACUCCUACCUGCGCAGCACUCUGGUCCUCAUCCUGGUAACUCUAAUGCUGAUGCUCAUCAUCGGGCUUGCCCACCUUCUGGUUGUGUUUCGAGUGGUGGCCGCUGCCUUGUUCUCUGAGGGCAGCUGGGAGUUUAUCAGAGACCAUGCCAACACCAUUGCCAUGAUGCUGGGAGCUGUGCUGCACUAUGUCACCAUUCAGAUCAUGACUCGGGUAAACCGAUGGAUUUCUCUCAAGCUUUGUGACAUGGAGAAGACAAACUCGUUUGCUGCCACAGAGAGGAGCUUCACAGUUAAGAUGUUCACCUUCCAGUUCUUCACCCUUUUCUCUUCACUCUUCUAUGUGGCCUUCUUCCUGGGCAGAAUAAAUGGCCAUCCAGGAAAUUAUGUGCGUAUUGCUCGCUGGAGACUGGAGGAGUGCCAUCCUAGUGGUUGUUUGACAGACCUUUUCAUCCAGAUGGCUGUAAUCAUGCUUCUCAAACAGAUUCUCAACAAUAUCUUUGAGUUCACAGUGCCCUGGCUGAAGAGCUGUCUGAGCAGAAACACAGCAAAGAAGCUGGAGAGGAAAUGUGGUCAGUGUUACAGGAAAGCUUGCCAUGAUGUACAGGGAUCUGUUGAACCGUGUGACAUCUGCAAACUUCGGGACUGGCUGCGUAACUAUCAUCUGGCCAACACAGACGCCUUUGGCUUGUUCAAUGAGUUCCUAGAAAUGGUUCUCCAAUUCAGUUUCACCACCAUAUUUGUGGCUGCGUUCCCCCUGGCCCCGCUCCUGGCUCUAAUCAACAACAUCUUCGAGAUCCGACUAGACGCCAUCAAGAUGGUAUGCCUUGAACGCCGGCUGGUUCCCAGGAAGACCAAUGACAUUGGUGUUUGGACGAAGGUGUUGGAGGCCAUCGGUGUGAUGGCGGUGAUGGCUAAUGGCCUUGUCAUUGGAGUGACAUCAGACUUUAUUCCACGCCUUGUGUAUCAUUACCACUAUGGCCCAUGUGCUAAUGGAAGCUCUCACACACACUGCAUGCAGGGCUACAUUAAUGACACUCUGUCCACGGCUUUUCUCAGUCACUUUGCAGUUCGAAAGGACUUUGCUGAUACUCAGAUGAGGACAGAUAUUGGCUUUAAUGUUACACAGUGCAGCUAUAGAGACUACAGAAGUGAAGAGGACUACACACUGACUUCUCAGUUCUGGUUAGUCUUGGCAGUGCGUUUUGCCUUUGUCAUCCUGUUCGAGCAUGUUGUGGUGGUUUGUAAGUUUGUUGCAGCCUGGUUUGUCCCCAACAGUCCCAUGCAGGUAAAAAAUGAUCGUCUACAUGACAAACUGGCUCGGCUAAAGGAGGAAAUCCGAGAAUUGAAACGUAGAAGAUCGACUGACGUCUGAACCUUCCACAGAUGUAACCAAAUCUGCCCUAGCUGACUGGUCCGG